AUGUGGUUGAUGGGCAGUUCCAUCGGCUUCCUCCUUGUCGGCCGACUCUCAGAUCUUUUCGGACGCAGAUGGUUCAUUGUCGGCUCCUCUUUCCUUGGAGCUGUUGGCAGCAUCAUUGGCUGUUUUGGCAGCAAUACCACCGUUCUGGUAGCAGCCAGUAUUUGCAAUAGUGUUGCUGCCGCCGCUCAACUGUCGUUCGGCUUCGUGAUCGGAGAGCUCGUCCCAACCAGAUUGAGAGCGCCAUGGUUCGUCGCUACACUUUUGGGGCCCUUUGUCACCGCUCCUAUCAGCGCUGCCGUCCCGUCGUACGUUUUGCUUGAUGGUACCUCUCGACGGCGAUGGAACUGCGGCGUGGGGUUUGGCUGUGCCUUUGUCUCUACGUGGGUAUACUUCCUGUGUUACUUCCCACCAUCGUGCAAGCAGCUCAACGUCGGUGGAGGGACCAAGCUCCAAAUGGCCAAAACCGUGGAUAUCGUUGGCAUCCUUCUCUUCGUUUCCGGCUGUGUUUUGACGAUGCUCGGCUUCUCGUGGGUGGGAGCCGAGUACCAGUGGAGAAGCAAGGAGGUGCGUGGUACAAUAAUCGGCGGAUUUGCGUCUUACUUUUUGUUCUUUAUCUACGCCCUGAUGCCUCCAAAGUUGUUCAAAAACCGAUAUUAUUUUGCACUCGCCACCAAUGCUCUCUUCGCUUCAAUGACCUACUUCAUUCUGUAUGUCUCUUGGCCAAUCGUCGUGGCCAAAGUCUUUGGCGGCAACUCGUACUACAUCUCUUGGCAAAUUGGCAUGCUGGGCAUCUUGUUUUUGAUUGGUAUGGCCAUCGCGGGCAUAUCCAUUGCGAACGGUACCCGAACCAAGUCACAUUGUCUCAUGGCAGCGUCUGUCGCUGUGGUGUUCGUAGGCUGCCUGAGUACCAUGAAGACUGACCGAUAUGCCCAAAUUACAGCAUCAGCAGGCUUGCUAUCCUUUGGUGAGUCGCGCAUCAUCUGA
Messenger RNA from Colletotrichum spaethianum, 984 nucleotides. RefSeq names its product trifunctional nucleotide phosphoesterase protein YfkN. The record is from RefSeq and is a predicted model, not a curated record. The transcript has 2 exons. Gene Ontology annotation, biological process: transmembrane transport. The coding region runs from base 1 to 984 and encodes 327 amino acids. Gene Ontology annotation, molecular function: transmembrane transporter activity. Gene Ontology annotation, cellular component: membrane. NCBI's taxonomy places the organism in Eukaryota, Fungi, Ascomycota, Sordariomycetes, Glomerellales, Glomerellaceae.